Pelobates cultripes (western spadefoot toad) is the source of this 510-nucleotide messenger RNA. The record is from the annotation of a GenBank genome assembly. Lineage: Eukaryota; Metazoa; Chordata; Amphibia; Anura; Pelobatidae.
AUGGACCUAGAGGCUGAGCCGGAAACCGAGCCACACACUCAUCCGCACAAGUACAAGCGUGAAGCAGCACAGGCUCCCCGGACAUCUAACCGUCCAGAGGGCUGGGCAGCUAAACAGAGAAGACAAAGGGGCAUCAACCACCCAACUCUGACUUGUGGAGCCCAAACAACAGCACUACAGCCCCACUCAAAUGGACCGCUUAAGCCCCCAUCAACCAGUAAGAGCCGCAAGCACAUACAGAGGGUGAGGCACCGACGACAAAACAGGAACCUACCGAAAGCCUCGGAUCCCAGCACUACCACCAGCCUGACAAACAAGAGGAGCAGAGGUAUGCUCCUAGCCAGCAACGGAAAUCUACGACAACCAGCAAGCGGGACACCGCAAGUGGAAUAUCCUCACCGGCACGAAGCCCAGAACCUGCUGCAACCUAACCAGAUGACGCGGGGGAAUCUCGCCGUCACAAAGGCACCGGAACGGGACUGUGGUAUACCUCCUGCGGGCGUGGGCUGA